AUGGACUUGUGGUACGAUGUGGCGACGAACAAUUCAGGGCGGCCCCUGUUGCGGGGCGGUGAGCAAGUGGUGCUGAUUCAGGAUGCAGUGGGGCUCUAUGACGGUAAAGAACGGGUUGAGGGGAGGCAGAGCGGUCGGGUGUUUCUGACUCAGCAGCGGUUUGUGUACGUCGAUGAUUUGAACCCGACGGGGAACUCUGUCGCGCUCGAUCUGGAAAAUGUAGCGUCACUCGAGUAUUCUUCAGGGUUCCUGAAAAGAUCGCCAAGACUGGUAGUCUUCGUGAGGGAUGGGGGUACUCGUCCCCCGGGGGAAGAUAUCACCAGUGCAGGGUUUCUCACUCAAUGGGUAUGUCCCAUCUGUGCAGAGAAGAAUUCUACAGAGGGUAAAUUUUGUGAUGGGGACAGUUCGGUGCAACCCGUAUGCUUCAAUUGUGGUGUUCCAGCCGAUUACGAACUGGCGAGGGACUCAAUCAAAUAUAUUGAGACGAAUAAAAGUACGGAUCCAACGGAUCGCGACACUGUGGUGUGUCAAAGUUGUACUUUCAUAAAUCACAAACUGAUGAAGUUUUGUGAAAUGUGCGGGGGUCGUCUACCCCCGAGGAAAUCCCAUAGAUCUAAGAAAUUAUUCUUGAAGACAGGGUCCCUCAAGGAAACUCCGCAGUUUUUCCAACUAAGUUUCAGGAAAUCGGAUGGCUCUCUGUUUGCAAAGGCGGCAGAGAAAACACUCAAUGAUGCGCGCCAGAAGGAUAUAUUUAACCAAAACGUCGCGGAGAUAGAUGGAGCUGCAGUGAACCCAACAGUGAAGGAGGAGGAACUCGUCAAGAAACUGGACAAGAUGGACCUGAUGGGGAUCAAUGGGCUCGAGAAGUUUAGAGAGAACCAGCUUUUAAAUAAUGAUAUUUUGUUCACCAAUGCAUUGCAAGAUCUGAACAAACUGAUGUCCUUGGCAAACUCGAUAGAGAGACUGUACAAAAGGGAGAGCAAUAAUUCAGGUAGCUCAACGACAGCUCACCCGUAUCUGGUUGUUGAUCGCGAGAAAUUUUUCACAAAGGACUCCUUCCUUGACGAGAUCGCCAGAGAGGUGUACGAAUUCGCAAUGUCUGAAUUCAAGGAUAACGAAAUCGACAGGAAUGUGAUUGUUACCCUUGUGGAUUUUUAUGCAAUGUACAACAAGUCCGUGCGGAUCGGUACGGGGCUGAUCUCACCGCAGGAACUGAGGGAUGCAUGUCAGCGGUUCCCCAAAUUGGGGUUGCACGAUUUGAAAUUGUUGAAAGUCAAUAAAAGAGUGUUGUGCUUGACAAGUGUGAACUCGCUCAAAUUUGUAGAAGAGAGGGUAAUGGAGAUAGUGCAAGGGCAACCAGGCUCCGACUCCUUGAAGAUCACACAGGUGCUGAAUGAACAAGCGAAGACGGACAACAGUUGGGCAAUCGGUAUCAUUGAUGAGAUUCUCAGCUCAUGUAUAAAUAACGGGAAGCUGGUCUUGGACGAACAAAUGAGCGGAAUGCUCUAUUAUUCUAAUACAUUUUGGUCACUAUAA
This is a messenger RNA of Huiozyma naganishii CBS 8797, 1536 nucleotides long. It is a transcript of the gene VPS36, whose product is annotated as ESCRT-II subunit protein VPS36. Gene Ontology annotation, cellular component: ESCRT II complex; late endosome membrane. Gene Ontology annotation, molecular function: phosphatidylinositol-3-phosphate binding; ubiquitin binding. The record is from RefSeq and is a predicted model, not a curated record. Lineage: Eukaryota; Fungi; Ascomycota; Saccharomycetes; Saccharomycetales; Saccharomycetaceae. The coding region runs from base 1 to 1536 and encodes 511 amino acids. The transcript has a single exon. Gene Ontology annotation, biological process: protein transport to vacuole involved in ubiquitin-dependent protein catabolic process via the multivesicular body sorting pathway.